Cyanistes caeruleus (blue tit) is the source of this 572-nucleotide messenger RNA. NCBI's taxonomy places the organism in Eukaryota, Metazoa, Chordata, Aves, Passeriformes, Paridae. The record is from RefSeq and is a predicted model, not a curated record.
UAAUUUAAAUCCCAGAAAAAAAAUCAUUUAAAUCCCUGGAAAAAUAGAAAUUAAAGGAUGGGUCGGGAUCCGCCUUGGAAUUCUUUGGGAUUUUCCUGCCUGGUCCUGAGCAGAUCCAGGAUUUCCUUGGCUCAACUGAUCGAGGCCACAACGGCUCCGCCGAAGCCGAAGCCGGAUCCGGUGACGUCGGAGACCGUGGUGAUCUGGGGGCUGCGCCUGUGGCAGGUGGUCGGGAUCUUCGCCCUCUUCGUCCUCUCCAUCAUUAUCACGCUCUGCUGCCUGUUCAAGUGCCGCAUUCCGCGCACUCGGAAGGAGAUCGAGGCUCGCUACGCCCAGCGCAAGGCGGCCAAAUCCUACGCGGAUAAACUGGAGACGGUGCCGCCCCUCGGGGAGCUCACCGACAUUCCCGGAGGAAAUUCCAUUCCCGAAAAUCUCCUCCCUCCCUCGGGCCAAUCCCGAGCUCUGCGCUCGCUGCCGGUGCUGAAGGAAGAGGAUGAGAUGAUUUUCCAAGGAAUUUAGGGAAUUCUCAUUCCCGUCCUCCUCUGGCUUCUCUUUUCCAAGAUUUCCUCGGA